AUGAAUUUUGCUCUUGUCAACACUACGGGCUCUUCCAAUAUGUAUGCUUACAUAUCCGGGCUUUCUUUGCUGAACAACAAUGCUGUGUUCAUGCUGGAAAGCGACGGAACUACAGUCCAUUACCCAAGCUCACCUGACACCGAUGGCAAGUCACUGACGGUUGACACCGCUAUUAAGCUGGGAGCACCGGGAACUACCACGACAAUAACAAUUCCACAGACUGCAGGUGGUCGGAUAUGGUUCUCUCAGAACGCGACCCUGACCUUCUUGCUGAAUCCAGGCCCGGCCCUGGUCGAGCCAUCGGUGACGAAUGUGAGCGAUCCUAAUUAUAACAUCUAUUGGGAUUUCUGCGAGUACACCUACAAUAGCUUCCAGCUAUACGUGAAUAUCACCUAUGUGGACUUCGUGUCUCUUCCCAUUGCACUUCAGCUCGAGAAUGACUCAGGCCUGGUGACCAAGGUGGAAGGAAUGCCUUCUAACGGACUCAACACCGUCUGCUCAGCUCUCACCGCCCAAAGUGCCGUGGAUGGCGCUGGCUGGAACGGCCUGAUCAUCAAAGAUCCCGCCACAGGUGCAAAUCUCCGUGCAGUCAGCCCCAAUGCCGGAAUUAUCCUAAACAACUCCCUGUUCAACGGGUACUUCCAGCCCUAUGUCGACAAGGUCUGGGCCAAAUACGCCACAGACGCCCUCGACGUGGACACCCAGGCCAGCUACGGCGUCGUCUCAGGCAAGGUAGACACCUCCUCAAAGCUCACCUUCGGCGACGCAGGGUCCUUCCCACAGCCCUCAGCAGCCGACAUUUUCUCGUGCUCCACGGGCGCCUUCGCCGUGUCCACGUCCGAGAUGGCCAAUAUCGCCGCGCGCCUCGCCGCGGCAUUCAACCGCUCUACCCUAUUGGUUAACAGCAGCCAGCCGGACAAUGAGAAUGUGUCGAACUAUUACACGGAUCCGGUCACCAACCACUACGCGCGCAUCGUCCACGAGGCGAACACCGACCGCAAGGGCUACGCGUUCCCUUACGACGACGUUGGGCCCAGCAACGGUGCCGACCAGAGCGGCAGCCUGUUCGACCCCAACCCGAAGCUUCUCACCGUCACGGUCGGGGGAUUGUCGUCGACGACUUCUGCGCCUGUCAGCGCGAGAGACCACGCCGUGCGUCUGGGCCAGCGGCCCGCCGGAAGGAUGACCAGCCAAGCCAACGUGCGCAGGGACCUGAGCGCAGCCGAUGGCGACGAGGAUGAGGCACCGCCUGCCCUGACCCAGUCAGAGACUGUGUACAGUGACAGCAGCAACGAUGAUGUCUCGGAGGGCGUGGACCUGGAGACAGGCCUCGGUUCCCGAGGUAAGCAAGACUCACUUUUUACUAGGGAUACCAUCACUCCCCUAUCCCUCCUCCGCGGAAGUAAAGGGAGGACAAGUUACAGUGUAGAGCAGUCUUCCUCAUCGUCCUCUCUCACAAACAGGUCUCUGACCUCGUUCGUCCCGCGGCGGUGGGCGGACGCGGUUGAAUCCGCCAUGGGCCGCCUCGAGCGGUCUCCUCCCGCGAUUUAUGCGAGCGCGAAACCGGCGGUUGAUCUAUUCGUGCGGCUUUUUACGGUCUUUUUGAGCAUUUCUGUCAGGACCUUCGUUUCGAGGAUUAUGAUGGGGGCUUUGUUGGUGCUGAUUUACUUGUUUGGUCCUGCGAUGAGGGGCGGUGCCGGCAGUGGUGAUGUUGCUGGUGGAUCUCUUGUCGAAGGCUGA
Messenger RNA from Diaporthe batatas, 1740 nucleotides. RefSeq lists its product as uncharacterized. Bases 1 to 1740 code for a protein of 579 amino acids. NCBI's taxonomy places the organism in Eukaryota, Fungi, Ascomycota, Sordariomycetes, Diaporthales, Diaporthaceae. The transcript has 2 exons. The record is from RefSeq and is a predicted model, not a curated record.